GCCAUUUUCAACCGGUAAAACCCGCAUAAAUGAGACAACACCUACACACGUGCAGUAGAUGUACUGGCGGGCAGAUGAUUGGCCGGCUGAUGUUCAUCAUGAAGGAGCAUUGAAUUACCGUACAUUACAAGAUUUACGAACAACGACAAUCGUAUAAUCACACAGUAUGGAAGGAGCACAGCGAAAAGACCUUGCAUUCAUAAAGUUUAUGUAAACAUUCAGAUACGAUUCGAUUGUGUAAGUGUAGUGUCGCAAAAAGAAAUAUUCAUCGAUCCAUCAUCUUUGGUAGUGUCCUAGACUUAACUCAGAGUGAUUCUAGAGUCGAGAGAGCGAUGACAUCGUUCCGAAGUGCUGCUGUAAUCAUUUUACUAGCUCUGGCUCUAUCAGUAGUUUUUCUUCAUGCAGUUGAAGACCAAAGAUUGAUCCCGACGUUCGAUGAUUCCCCUAAUGGGGAGUAUGUGGUUGUGCCAAAUGAACCCAAGUCUCUCGACGACUGCCACUUUCGAUACUACGAGUUUGGAAAAGAUUCAAUUAACAAGCCUACGUUCGGCAUUCCCGCUUACCUGCGAGAGUUUGCACACAUGGCAGCCAUCGGAUGGACUCAACCGGACACAACCAUCUUAUGGGAUUGUGGAGGAUCGCUAAUCUCGGAGCAAUUCGUCCUAACAGCAGCCCACUGUGCUCAAAGAAAUGUGCCAGACUGGGUUAGGCUAGGGGAUAUAAAUCUGCAUAAUAACACAGAUGACCAGUACGCUGAACAGAUAAGAAUAGUGGAAUUCCUGGCUCAUCCGAAUCAUAGUUUCCUCUAUGAGUAUAAUGACAUUGCUCUGCUGCGACUAGAACACAAAGUUAAAUUACAUGACACGGUGGCUCCGGCGUGCCUGUGGAACGAUGAGGAAAUCCGUUUCAAAACAUUAGAGGCAGCUGGUUGGGGAGAAAUAGGGUUUUUCCAGGGGAAUACACCAACGCUGUUGAAGGUGCUUUUAAGCCCACUUGCAAGAAACCGCUGCAGCACUUUCUUUGAUUCUAAUCAUCGAUUACCCAAUGGAUUAAAUAACCACCAAAUGUGUGCGACACAUCCUUUAAUGGAUACCUGUCGGGGUGAUUCUGGAGGUCCUUUGCAGGUGAAGCUACUUCACAAUGCCCGCCUUACCCCUUUUGUCGUAGCUGUGACAUCUUUCGGGAGGCCGUGUGGUCAAACUGUCCCCGGUAUUUACACUCGAGUUGCCCCGUAUAUUUCAUGGAUACAAGCCGUGCUGAAAGCAAGUGGUGAAAAUGAUACAGAUUAUAUGCAGGAGCCUGAGUCAUGUGCGCGGAAGUAUGUGGAUCUACGAGAAUACGAACCAAGAGUAGUGCUGUCGAAGGAUAAUAUGCAGGAGAAGCUUGACCUGAGUAAAGCGCAUUUGUAUAGGGGUUCAUCGCAGCAGUUAGUCGGGAUUCAUUGGAAUAGUCAGCCGACGAAUAGCUCAAGCGAAUGCUAUGGUGUCAUCAUUGAUGAGAGUACGGUACUUACACUUGCUCGCUGUACUGAGGUCAAUGGAUCAGAACCAACGUACGUAACGUCUGCAGGGAACAAAACCAACAUCAUCACCAAUAGUCAUAAGCAUCCCGCGUAUGUAGAGGGCUCGUUUAGGAAUGAUAUCGGAGUGCUGAAGGUGAACGAACCCUUCGAAUUCAAUGCCGAUUUUACACCAGCGUGUGUCUGGACCAAAGAGAGCUUCCUUGAGCCAGAAAUCGAGGUCUCAGCAAGAGGUCUUCUGGAACUAAAUAGAAUAUACAUCGAAGCAGCGCCCGAGUUCAACCGUAUCUCUAUGCAAAAUACAGUUGAUGUCCUGGGUAUAGUCAAUGAGCAGAACGAAACCAACUGUUUAUUACCCACGCAGUACGCAGACCGGUUGCCAAAUGGACUGACACAGGAACAUGUUUGCUUCGGAGCAGAACCGUUUCUAGUACCCAAAACGUGCAAACAGGCAUUUGGAGGGCCUUUGCAGAGAGAGACAUUUCGCUAUGGGCGAAGCUUGAUGUACGUGAACGCCCUGAACCUGGUCGGUAGAGACUGUGGAUUCGGUGAAUCGGCUUUAGCCAUCCGUCUAUCGCAUCAUAAACAAUGGCUAGAAUCAGUUCUUUACCCUCCAAGAAAAACCGAGAUUGUGCAUAAGAGACGACCAGUAGUAUUUCUGCACGAAGCACUGAAGGAAGGAGACAACUGCACUACGUCCAAGGGCAUAACAGGAAUCUGCGUUAACUAUUUGUUCUGCCCGAAAGUGACGCAUGACGGUAUGAAUGGCCGUGAGGUGAUGUUCUGUAAAACAGGAUCUCUGGUAUGCUGCCCGUAUCGAUACAUUCGAAAUGGAACGAAUAGUGAUGCAGAAGGUAUGGAAUCUUGCAAACGCAUAGAAGAAGCAAAUAGCGAUGAAGAAGAAGAAAGCGGCGACGACAGAACCGCUUCGUUAGUGCAUGUGGUUUCAAUCCUUUGGACAAAUGAUGGGGAGGAACGCCGCUGCAUUGGAACGAUCAUUUCGAGCAGAACCGUAUUGACGGCUGCAAGAUGCUUACACGCGUCGAAGCAUCCAUCGCAUGUAGAAUUGCUUAAGUCAACUAGAAGGGUUCGAUUUAUUGUGGAAGAAGUUAUAGUCCACCCAGAGUUUAAUAACGAGACGAAGAAGCACAAUUUGGCGUUAAUCAAGACAAAGGACACAAGCCAACAGGAAGAGUUUCUGAUGCCAAGCGCUUGCUUGUGGAGAAACUCAACGCACACACCAUUCAUGAUGGAGCAGCUCGUUUUGGCUGACGAAUCCUACGAAACUAAGGAUGCUCAUGUGAAGUUCAACACCGACUGCCGGAGAGCCAUGAGACGUGCUGUGAAACCUUCCGAGCUGUGCUUGAAGGUAGAGGAAUCGGACGAAUCAACUGUAUCAAUUGACGAUGGCAUGCCAGUAUUCUGGUCGAAUCGUGAUAGAAGAUAUCUGGUUGGAAUAGUCAGUCGUCGAUCGUCUGUUUCGGAUCGUUCCAUCGUUUUGUACACUCGCAUCUCAUCCUAUGUCGAUUGGAUUAAAUUGGAACUGUAAGCUGUUGAUGCGUUUUUUGUUUAACAAACCAGAAAUUGUAUUUUGAUUUUUAAACAAUCUGAAAGCCAACAUGGUAAACGAGACAUCGACCGUGAGUAGCAUUUGGAGGCCGAUGCACUAUUUGUUUUCGUUUUAAGCUCAAGAUCAGUACACUCACGUGGUAUGCAAGCUGCCAAUGCUUCGGUAUCAUAAUAUAUUUUGUCAGUUGUUCCCUCGAUCGCUUCUAUUUUCUUGAAGAUGAUUGUAUUAUGGCGGGCAGAUGAUGGCAGAUAAGAGCAAGUAUCAGAUUAGUUACAGAGUUCUCGGACAGAUGUGUAGCCGGAAGAGGCGGACAUCCUUCAGCAUUGCGUUUCCGGAGAAACAUCGGUUUUGCUCUCCGCAAGCUGCUGAGUUGUGUUUCGCAACCGUCGCGCAUCUUCCAACGGAGGCAUGUUAAUU
Messenger RNA from Anopheles aquasalis, 3506 nucleotides. RefSeq lists its product as uncharacterized. The record is from RefSeq and is a predicted model, not a curated record. Lineage: Eukaryota; Metazoa; Arthropoda; Insecta; Diptera; Culicidae. Gene Ontology annotation, biological process: proteolysis. Gene Ontology annotation, molecular function: serine-type endopeptidase activity.